Molecule: messenger RNA, 1030 nt
Organism: Rubroshorea leprosula
Lineage: Eukaryota; Viridiplantae; Streptophyta; Magnoliopsida; Malvales; Dipterocarpaceae
Source: the annotation of a GenBank genome assembly
GAGGUAGCCGCAUAACUCUGAAGCUCCUUCGGAGUGUCUCCAAGCAAAGAACUCCAACAUGGCAAGAGGGCUGAAGAAGCACUUGAAGAGGCUCAAUGCUCCCAAGCAUUGGAUGCUUGAUAAGCUUGGUGGUGCAUUUGCUCCCAAACCAUCAUCUGGACCCCACAAAUCCAGAGAAUGCCUGCCUUUGAUCCUCAUACUCAGGAACAGGCUUAAGUAUGCCCUGACAUACCGUGAGGUUAUUGCAAUCUUGAUGCAGAGGCAUGUAUUGGUUGAUGGGAAGGUUAGGACAGAUAAGACCUACCCAGCUGGCUUUAUGGAUGUCGUUUCAAUUCCCAAGACAAGUGAGAAUUUCCGUCUCCUAUAUGACACCAAGGGACGUUUCCGUCUCCACUCCAUCAGGGAUGAUGAAGCAAAGUUCAAGCUUUGCAAAGUUAAAUCUGUCCAGUUUGGCCAGAAAGGCAUCCCAUACCUGAACACCUAUGAUGGUCGCACCAUCCGCUACCCUGACCCACUCAUCAAGGCUAAUGACACUAUUAAACUGGACCUAGAGAGCAACAAGAUUGUUGACUUUAUCAAGUUUGAUGUUGGUAAUGUUGUCAUGGUCACUGGAGGAAGGAAUAGGGGGCGUGUUGGAGUGAUUAAGAACAGGGAGAAGCAUAAGGGUAGCUUUGAGACUGUCCACAUUCAAGAUGCCACUGGUCACGAGUUUGCAACUCGCCUGGGCAAUGUCUUCACCAUUGGAAAAGGAACAAAACCAUGGGUGCAACUUCCCAAGGGCAAGGGUAUCAAGUUGUCCAUCAUUGAGGAGGCUAGGAAGAGGCUUGCUGCCACCCAAUCUGCAGCUGCUUAAAUUUUAUUUUGUUUGUGGUCAUGUUUUGAUGUGAGAGUUCAUUCGAAUUAGUCUCUUAGUUGCAGUAAUGAUUUUGAAUUGUUAAUUUUGUCCUCCGCAAUUCAGGUUUAUCAUACACUGUUUGGAAUGUUGGUGACAUUUAAGACUACAAUCUAUCGACCUUCUACAUGAAUCCUU